GGUUCGUGUCAGCUUCAUUCUUCAGUGCUUACCGGGCCUCGUCAGUGUGAGGUGCCAGACGCUCCACUCCUGCACUCCCUUUCGCUCUCCUUGCUGACAGUUCCUGCUACUCCUUAGUAUUGUGAAAGGCAACGGUUUCACGUCUCUCGUCUCUGUAAGCUUGCCGUGUGGCCCCAGCAGCACACGUGUCAGCAGUGGGCAUCAGCUACGUGCGGUGGCUGUGUGUGGCACCGUGCUGACCUCAGGAUGGUGUCAGCGUGAGAGAAGAGUCACACGUUCCCAAUCACAGAGCUGGCACGAUGGAUGGCUACAGAACCCCGCAGGAGACUGCUGCCCUUCGUGACAUAGCCUACGUCCUCCACUUCGGCCACUUCCCCGGCGAGGAGGAGGAGGAGGAGACGGACAGAAAAGUAACCAUCGCCCCUUCCUCAUCUCUAACCCCUGAAGAGGAUUGUGUCAUUGCCAAAGAAGAAAGGUUCCUCACUGAGGCUCCACAGUCCCCUGUCAGCAGCAAAAACCCCUUCGAUGAGGAUGAAGAUUCCAAUGACCAUGGGAACCCUUUUGCUGAUGAUAGGAAUCCAUUCAACGAGGACACAGACACCACGGAAAGCGACGCGAAGGAAACCCUGACUGCAGAGAAUUCGAACCCCUUCAGUGAGGACUUGAACUCUACAGCGGGGAGUCACGAUGGGUUUUCACAGCAGUCACCAAGCAGCCCGAUAACCGUGAGCGCUCCGUCAUUCCCACAGCAGUCUGCAGCGGUCAGGGGCGCCUCCAGACAGCAUGAGAACGAUCAGAGCAUGUCCAAGAAGGUGGUUAAGGAUGUUGUGUGUGACCUUUUCAAUGUGGCCCAGCUUGACCUUCGAAGUUUGAUGCAGGAAGUCUCAAAGAACAAGGAGCCGCCAAUGGUUCACCUCCUGCUGGAGGAGCUGCAUGCUGAGGGCCUCGGUCUGCAGCCCACCAUGGGCAGCUGCUCCCCGCCCAUGGUGUUCCUGAGGGCAGCAGUGGGUCCCUCCUCCCGCUUCACCACCUUCACCAGCACCUCCACCACCCGCGCCACCCAGGACACCCUCACCAUGAACGUUAGCAACAUGUAUACUGAAACACUACUUCUAGAAAUCUGGAGUGUACCAACGCUAGCCUCAUUGGACAUGCCGCCAGCUGCACCGAUGAUCGAUGUCCUCUCUCGCCUCAUCAAGCACGCCAAGGACCGCACCAAUCCCUCUUCCCCCUUCAAGGCCAACAAGGAGUCUGCAGCACCAGACAGUGUGACACAACCACCGCACCAUUCCCACGACACUUCCACCAUUGAUGUCUCUGUCUGUGAGAAUGGAACAGCUGACCAGGAAGACUGUGCCGAGCCACAGGACCUGACAGAGAUCACUCCCCCGGCAGAUGAGGAAGGGAGUCCAAAGAGUGAAGGUGGACCAUCGGAAGUGGCAGAUGCCACUGACAUAGAAGGUGGUGAGGCGAACAUGUCAGACGACACCACUGACACACUCAGCCCACACAGGCAAGUAGUAACAAGCACUCCAAAGAACAAUUCAGGCAGUUUCCAGACUCUUGAUGUUUCAUCUCUCAGUGACAAGGGCACUCACAAACCCUUGGAGAAGACCAAAAGCAAUAUAGAGUCCUUCAAGAAGCUGUCUGUCACCAGUCUAAGAGCUUCAUUCCGUUCAAACUUCAACAAAAACAAGCAGAACGGAUCUGUGGCAUCCUUACAGAAAGGAGGGAAACCCUUUGACACAGCCUCUCUGGGGUCACAGGGCAGUGGCCAGGACAUGACAAACGAUGGGUCCAGUAGUGGCCCGUGGUGUGAGGGUGAAGACAGUGACAUGGACCACAACCAGCUGGACCGUGAGAAGUCUCGCAGUACACUCAGCAUAACAUCCUUUUCCCGCCUGAACCUCAGCCUCCGCCUCUCAUCCAAGAAAGCAUCACAGGUCAUGAGGAGGAUUGGCAGCAAGAAGAAGAAGGUGUCCCGAAGUGAGAGCUCCACUCCGGUGCCUUCCAGACGACAGCAGCAGCAGCAGCAGCAGCAGCAAGUCUUCACGAUAGAGAACUCUCCUGAACAUCUCCAGAAGUACACAGAACCUGAGCCCUCAUCACCUCCCCGCAAGACUGAAGCCACACUUUCCCCAGAGGAGGAAGCAUUUAGCCGCACUCCUCACACAAGAAAGUCCAUUCGCAACAUGUUCAAGCCUCGAUCCCUGAGGACUUUCCGCAGUCUUGGGGACACCACUGCCAAGUCUCCUGCCCAACCAGACAAAAGUGACAGCACAGAUGACACCCAGGACAGAGCUGACAGUGUUGUGCAAAAUUCCAAGCAAGCUCCUCAGAAUCCAAAGGAAAUUCAUGAGUACUUGUCUGAGCUUGGCAAGGCACAUUUGAAGGCUGAGCUGCUUGCCCACACCAGCAUUCCCAUCAAGAGUUUAGUUGGUAAGUGGAAGAAGGAAGGGUGGCUGGCACUCACUGUGGUGAAGAAGGAGUCAGUUCCAGGCCAGAAGAAGAAGAAAGGGACCAGGACAGCUGAGGAGCACAGCAAGAGCAGAGCCGGGUGCAGGUUCCACAUAUGCCUCACCCUACCCUCCCCAGAGACUGAACUGGCAGUGUCUGGCUAUGACACUUACUAUGUGGCACUGCGGAAGCUGGUCCACACCUACCUCAGUACAAUGCAUGGCAGUCUGGCAGGCUACCGCGGGGAAGUCGGUCCUUCAGGUGACAUCCUUCUGCAGCAGUUGACCUUCUUUUCACGAAUAUCUGAGAAGCACAGGAGCCUUGCCAAGUGGCUGGUCAUGGCAGAGGUGAAAUCUGGUGACCCUGGCAUCCUGCUGCCUCUCCUGCGGGCCAUCAAGACACACCUGGAAGCGGGCGUCUACCUCACUGCUCAAAAACGUCAGCUGAGUGUCGCCUUGGUCACCUGGGUGAGGAAGGUUCUGUCAGACGAAUUUGAGAUGUUGCAUUCCUCAUUCCCCAGAAGAGAUGGAAUGCUUGAGCUGGCCAGACUGGAAAACUUCCUCAGGUGCUUCAACACAGUGGAGAAUUGUUAUGAGCUGCGGAUACUAUUUGAGCGAGAGGCAGCACCCCAUGGCCACAACGCAAUCUCAGACCUUCUUCAGGAUGUUCUCGUCAAGCAUGCUGAUACUUGGGUAGAAGCACUAAACAAGGAGAAGCUGAAACAGGAGGUGUCUGCAGGAGAGAAUGAUGCAGGGAACACCACCACCAUCACCACCACUAGUGAUGCCAGAGUUUGGGUUGUGUGGCAAGACUCCCUGCGCCGAGCCAGCAUACUCACCAAACCUGUCCUAGACUUCCUCUUCAUCUCCUUCCACACUUACCAGCCCAUCUUCAUGCUGGAACUCUCAGUGGACUACAUGUAUAUGGUACUGCCCCGGAUGCUGAAAGCAGCGGCUCACCUCCUCAACCCAAUGCUCAAGUUUGAUGUGGACGGCGCUGUGCCCUACGUGAUGGCUAAAGACCUAGCGGCUGCCGCUCAGGCCACUUGGGCACUUGUCACUAACCUCAGCAGCAUCAACAAAAUUGGGAUUGACAGCAGGCUCCCUCAACACCUCAUCCUGCCAGCAUACCGGGAUGCCUUUGCAGUAGUGAUGCACCACUGGCUGGUGCUCAGCAAACACCUUGCACUGCAGGAGUUCCACAAAGAUAUUCAGGAGGAUCAGUUUGUGGCCAUUGACCACUCGCAGGGCUAUAGCCAGUCUGCCAUGGGUGUGGCUGACCUCAUGAAGGCAAUGAUGAAGCGCAUGUGUGACGUGCAGUGGCCAGGGGGUGUGGGUCCAGGGCCCUCCACCCUGCAGGCAAUGGGACAGCAGAUGAUGGAGCUGGCAGCCCAGUAUGCUGAGGAGGUGACCCACGCCUACGUUAGCAUUGCAACACAAGGCAACAAAAUCCCCACAGAGGUGUGUGUGGUGGUGAGGAAUGUGGAGCACGUGUGUGAUGAAGUACGGAAGCACCUGCAGCACCUGGUGGAGCUGGCGGGAGAGAGCCAGGAGGUGGCACAUCAACUGCAGGACCGCAUCACACAACUGCCAGAGCAUGUAGAGGACUCUGCCGAGGCUCUCCUGCGCCAAUGUCUGCCAAGCUUUGAGAAGUUUGUGACGAAGGCAGUGAGGGAGGGUGACACAGAACAGAUUGUCAAGAUGCUGGAGGAAGCAAUCCAUCCAGUGCAAGACAUGCUUUACUUCGCCGAGCCACUGCUCCACCAGCUGUGGUACCGACUGGUGGAUCACAUAGAGCAGCUCAAGGCCUUCUAUGUCCAGGGAGAUGAUCGUGAGAACUUGCGGCAACUGAGAACCAUCAUGGAAAGUGGCCAUGAUUUUCUUACCAACAAGGAAGGCAUUGGCCUCACUCUGCUUGAAGAAGUCACUAAGAAGUAUGAGUCAAUACUGGCAGAAUUAUGGCUGCUAGGUGCCACUUCAGCCGAGCUUGUGUCACAGUUUUAUCAGAUACGGCACCAGGACCAGCAGAAGGAGGACUCCUCAUCUGACAGAGUUCUUGUUUUCAAUGCAAUGUUCACCAUGGACAGCCUGCGGGUCCAUGUGGUGCAGGCUCCUGGCUCACCAUCAGCUUCCUCACUGGUCAAGGUUCGGCUGGAGCCGUUCCAGUGGUUCCCUGCAGUGGAGCCCAUAAAGACACCCCUUGUCAAAGGGGAUCCCGCUGUCUUUGAUGAGGUCUUAGUAUUUCCUGGUGUGCUGAAUGACUGUAAGGAGGCUGGUGGUGUGCUGACACUGCAGGUUCGCUCUCCACGACUCUUGAGCAGCUCUAUUGUGCAUGGUGAGACCAUCCUUCCUCUCUCUGAACUGCCCACUGUCUCCGAGUCUGAGAUGUUCAAUAUUCCUCACCUACGCCUGCCACUUACUCGACCUUGGGACUUUAAAUCAUACAAACCCUUGGAGGCGCUCAUGACCCGCACACAGGACAAGUCUGCAGUGGAUUUCCUGAAGACGCUAAGUGACCGCUGGAAGUCAGGGGAAAGCUCAGACCUCAUCUCUGACAAUGCUAAGCUGCGAACAUCCUUUGGUCGGUCAGGCAGCAUCAGGAGCAUCAAGAAUGCUACCAAAAAGAGUCCACGCAGGGGUACUGUUGUCAAAUAAGGUAUUUUCUCAUAUGUAAAAGAUGAAAGCUGGAAGCUGGCUUUAUCUCUACUAAAAGUCAUGCCAUCUUUUUCUGUUAACUGUUGUUCAGCUGUUGUUUACAUUUACAUGAAAACUUUAACACACUAAGGUCACUUCAUCUGUGUACUUGAUUAAUUCAUGCAUUCAUUAGUCUUAUUAAAAUUCAAAUUAUAUCCUAAAUAAUAACCCACUUGCACUUAAUUUUAUGGUGUAUUGCACAUUGAUGAUGAUCUCAAAAGAGAGAUUGAGAAAUCUAGUAUGACAAGAUUACUAACUCAAAAUUAACAUUAUCAGAUACAGUAAACCCUUGACAUAAUGGAUCUUGAUAUACUGGAUGUCGGAUUUAAUGGACAAAAAAUCUGACUGGAAAAACCCUCGUUGUAACAAAUUUUCAUCCAUUAUAACAGAUUUUCACCCGUUAUAGCGAGGGCAUCGUCCCAUAACAUGUUGCAGGAACUCCACGUGGCGUCCCGUGGGAGUGGGGCAGUGGUGGCUAUAAAUGCUGGACAAACGUCGGGAUGUAACGGAUCUGUCUGGUAUUUCCAUUGGAUAUAACGGAUCCUUGGUUAUAAGCGAUCUUUGGAUAUAACGACAGACCCCCGUCCCCAUAUCAUCUGUUAAAUCGAGGGUUUAUUGUAGAUGUUAAAAAAAUAGUCACAAUUGGCAACACAACUUUAAAGUGGGCAUCUGACAAAGGUGCUUUAUUUACUCAUGCAAACACUGUAACCAUAUUUCUCUACCUUGUUUGGUGGGCUCUUCUAGUUUGGGCAGCAUGGUUGAGGUAGAGGAAGCUGUAGUUGCUGUUGUGCCAUCACAUAGAAGUACUCCACUUGGUAUGGCAGCAUAAUUACUCAAUCUCUUUGAAUCACUCACUUAUAUCUCAGUUAGACAAGUAAAGGGGUACAGUAUCUUCCUGAGUUCUUAAAGUUUAGUGUCGUGCCCUUGCAAGAAACCAAGCAUGAAACUUGAGAGGUACUGUGGAUAGAUUUGUAGGAAUAAAUGUUACUGCUUGGAAUAUGGCAUAAGUUACUCAAAGGUUUUGUCUGAAACUAGUCAAAAAACAGCUUAGCCCUCUGGCCCUUCCUGCAUGCCUGAAGCCAAUGCUGGGUUGUAAGGAAGUAUUGUGUAUCUUGGAUAUUUAAAAAUUACUAAGUCAGUGUGUAAUUUAUUGUAUUUUUUUUUAUCUUACAAUUGUUUUUAUAAGCAUCUUCACAUAAUAACAAUAAUAAUAAUAAUAAUAAGUGUUCACAAAACACACUAGCAAACUGGUCUCACUGUACUGACCCUUCUGAAGUGACUGGAACCUUACCUAAGAGUUACUCUGAUUGCCUUCAGGUCUCACCAAGAUUUUUUUUUUUUUCUCCUGGACUGCACACACAUCUAUUUGUUUGUCCACUGGUAACAUCCAAUAACAAGUUAUAUAUAUAUAUAUAUAUAUAUAUAUAUAUAUAUAUAUAUAUAUAUAUAUAUAUAUAUAUAUAUAUAUAUAUAUAUAUACAAAUUAUACAAUAUGAUUAACUAUUAUGAUAAAUGUAAAUAUUCACAUCUGUCUGGCACCAUUUAGAGAAUUCACUGACAUGCUUUAUAUAAAUAUUCAGCUUAAUAAAACAAAUGUGCAGUGUUGUGUAUGCUUAUAAAGAUAUAACUUGCCUGAGUCGAAUGAACUUCAUAACACCUUAGCUACAUACUUAGAGGAAGGCAUAUGUUAUCACUUUGCACUAUUUAUAAUUAAUAAUAACAUUGAAGAACAGUGUUGUAUACCUUAAUAACAUUUAUAUUUUAUUUCUAACAAAUGGAUUUUCAUGUUUUAUGUAUUUCAGUAUCUAUAAUCAUUUACAGUGGUAAUUAAUGAAUAUUUUGUAAUCAAAGAACUUUAAAACUGA
This is a messenger RNA of Portunus trituberculatus (swimming crab), 7015 nucleotides long. RefSeq lists its product as uncharacterized. The transcript has 23 exons. Bases 300 to 5111 code for a protein of 1603 amino acids. The record is from RefSeq and is a predicted model, not a curated record. Lineage: Eukaryota; Metazoa; Arthropoda; Malacostraca; Decapoda; Portunidae.